UGUCAACUGUGUAUAAAUCAAUAAAUUCUUAAAUAAAAAUAUUUUGUACAUAAUAAUCAUGAUGUUCAGAUGAAUAAAAAAAAGAAAUACCAGUUCUCAUUCAGAUCAGAGAUAACAAGAAAGAAGAAUAUAGAAUUUACAUUGUAAUCCCAAUCUUCGAAGUUAAGGCUGUACCGUUUAUAUUAAAAAUAAUGUUAAUUAAACUUCCCUAACAUUAGUCUCUUAAAUUACAAUAAAAUAAAUUGAAAACUAUGUCGGUUAACGAUUUCAACAGUGUCGAGAUUUGGUGUUAAAUUAAUAAUGGGGUGUUUCCAUAGCAAGAAAGAAAUUUCCGAUUUACAUCCGAAUAUCUUUCGUGUUGUAAAUAUUGAUGAGAGUGGUGUUGAUCUUUGUUCUGGCCAGCUGGAGAUAACGGACUCUGACAUUAUUCUGUACAGGGAAGGCAGAGAUUGUACUGUUUGGCCCUUACAUUCUUUACGACGAUAUGGUUUUGAGGAGGACUUAUUCAGUUUCGAAUCAGGAAGAAGAUGUGAAACCGGAGAAGGUAUUUACGCAUUUAGAUGUAGGAGAGCAUCUGUACUGUUCCGGACACUGCAACAACAAAUUCAACUAAGAAAUGUGGUACACGACUCGGUACCAUUUCCAGUUUCACGGAUGACAUCAUCGUCUCACAGCCGCCAAACACUCCAAGCCAGUGUUGUUCAUCGAUCCUCUGUUGAUAACGGCCCGCCAGACACUACAUUACGCUCCACUUCAGGUAUGCCAAUGCUUCCUUGCAAUACAGCGCGCACAUCACCUAACGCAGAUAUUCUAGAAGUGACGCCGCUUUACCCUCGGUCACAAACCAAUACUCACGCAACAAAUGUUUACCAAGUGAAUGACUUCAAAAGAGAGCAUAAUAAUAAUCAAGCAGAAAGUAGUACAGAAACAGGUCACGCUUACACAAAUGAUUUAAACAGAGACUUGGCGAUGCUCAGAAAAACACUGCGACGUGAGAUGGCCUUAACUGCUAUACGGGAUAUUGAAGAUGAAACGCGAUUUCUUCAAGGUAGAUACCUGGAGAAUGAAGAUGCUUCCACGUCGGAAAAGGUAUUAGACAAAACAGAUUCAGAUAUAAAAGAACCAACAACACCAACGAAAGAUAACGACAAUGUGACUAACGACAAGGAACAAUUAGCUCCGGCAACCGGUGAUACAGAAACUUCUGCUAGAUAUAUGAAUAUGAUCCCCAAAGAACAAUCUCCCCCAGAAACAAUUAAAGAGCCCGCAGCUGCCAUAGCAGCGCCAGUGACACCUGUUAUGCCAUAUUGCAAUCUAACACUUGGUUCAAGCAUUGAGGUUAACUCAUAUGCUAAUCUUUUGUUAGGCGAAAUACCUGAUGUUAUUAAGAAACGGGAACACCAGCAGAAGUUCUCGGAGUCCGAUACAUUUACAUCAAUGUCUCCAGUGGAAGACAUGGAAGUGAAUUACGCUGUUUUAGACAUAGAUACAAAUAGAGAAUUUUUAAAGACAGAAACAAAUAUUGCCAGUCCGGAAACCCAAUCGUUCAAUAGUUCCAAAAAUGAUAGCACAACAUCCCAUUCAUCACAUGCACGUAGCCGUGUGGUGUCCCAAAACAGUAUUGAUAAAAGUUCCAGUGGUAAUGCUGUAACAUCUCUCACUAGCAUUGGUUACACUACAAUAGACUUUGACAAAACUGUCGCAUUGACCUCAGUCGCGGCGGCGGCUGACGCCAAUCUGGAUGCUUGUCGUAAAAGUAGGCAUAACUCAUGUGUCAUCAUUUAUAAUCCGUCUGAUAAAAAAUAAUCAUAUAAUAGAAAUCAGGUUUUUGUAUUCUUCAUAACAGCUAACCAAAGGUUUAGAGAUUACGGAUGUAAUGAUAAUAUAAUUGCCAAAGUUUUUGACAGGAUUUUUCCAAUAUUCCAAAGUUACAUACUUUAGGUAAAUUUAGUUCUAAAAAGCCAAAGAUUUUUAGCAAUUUUUUUUGUAUUAGCCAAUAAUAUGGGAAAGGUUUUUAUUAAAAUUUUAUAUGUUCCUACAAUUUUGGUAGCAAACAGUAUAAUUGGUAAAUAUUGUCCACUUCACAAUCAUAAUAGAGUAUAAGAAAAUAUAGUAGAAUUAUGUACAAGUCAAUUCUAUGAAAUUUUAUGUGUAAUGAAGCAGAUGUGUAUAUUAAUUAAAACAUCUGUAUUGUAUUAAUACCUACAUAAGCAAAGUACGUGUAGGUAAGUACAGUUGCCAUUAUAUUAAAGUCCUCUUUUUCGCAGUUAAAAUUCAAAUUCAAAUAUAUUUAUUCAAAAUAGGGAUUUAAAAUCACUUAUUGAACGUCAAAAACUACCACCCAUUCAAAAGACACUGCCUCAGACCUGAGAAGAAUGGGCGCAAGAAACUCAUCGGGCUUUUUCUAAAUAUAAAAUAUGGAUUACAAUGUAAUAUCGUACAAUAAACAUUUAUAAUUAAAGAGCCUGAGGGUGUUCGCUUUAUUCCCAGUCCGUGGUGUCAUUAAGAAAAUCGUUUAGUGUAGACUUAAGUUGAUAGUUAUGUAAUUUUGGCGCUCAGAGAUUCUUUUCCACACACAUAGUGAAUGGAGUAAGAAAUGACCUCUCCACAUCGAUAAAGUGGACGUCACUGGACAAAAUUUUAAUUGAGUAGAGUCGAUUAUCCAGCCUGCCAACCACGAUCGGAUAAUUUGAUAGUUAACCAAUGUGCUCCAGGUUUUCAGAUAAUGUCGGUUGACGAAAUUGUUGAAAACCUUUGAAGCGAAAACGAUCAUAUAACAGAAAAAAAUUAAAUAUACAAGGCUUGAAUGUCAACAAAGUGUGGUACCGUGAGUUUACGUACAACAACAUAAUCUAUUGUGGUUGGAAAUAUCCGUAGCAAUCAAAAUACAAAAUUGCUUGUGCCAAGUAACAUUAUAAACAUUAAUUAUAUGAAAUUGCGACAGUGACAGUUUGAUAUAAAAAUAAUUUAGACCGAAUGAAACAGUGCGCUUAAUGUUAAUAGAAGUCAAUUUAACAAUUGAUGUUAAUAUCAUAAUAUGUGGAGUGUUUCUUUGUAUCAAUCCAAUUAUCUUUUAAUAACAUCAUUUAUUUUGUUUUAUUUAUACAUUUAAUUUGUUUAUCUAAUUUGUACGCAUACCUACCUUAUCUACAUUAUAUGGUACCAAUCAUUUAUAAAUAAAAUAUACAAAAAUAGGUUUUAUUUAAAUAUUCACCGGAUAUUCGAUUAUCGAAAGUGUUUAUGACAACAAUUAGUCCGGUUAACAUGUCUCUACUCUAAUGUGCUAUUUAUGCUCUUGAAACAGGAUUUGACAUGUCAUGUGAACGAAAUAAAAUAUAGCAAAUAACGCGAUUAAUGUUUUCUGUAUAUGUGAAUAAUAUACAAAUAUCCUUAUGCUGACGAAAUAAGAUUAAUAAAGAUAAAAUUCAAGUCGUUAAGCUAUACGGAACCACUGAUCCAUAAGGCUUAUCUAAUCUUAUUUCAGGUUCUUAGAUAAAAAACACGUCUUUGAAAUUGACAGAUACGAAAAUGUUUAUCGCUACCACCGAUUAGAAAAGCUGCUUUUGUUGAGAGGAAUCAGCUAAUCUCAACAAUAAUAAGUAAUUGUUCUUUGAAAAAUAUUGAAAUAUUGUAGUUUAUAAUAAAAGACAUAGUUUUUUUUUAAAUAUAGGUACUAUAUUAUAAUAAUUGAUAAUUAAUAGUGUCAAGAGAUACUAUGACAUAGAGUUAUUUUAUAAAUAGGGUUUCAGAGGUCUCACACCUUACCAUUGAUUGUUUAUGAACAAUCUGUGUAAAACUAACAAAAGUUUCAAUGAUAUAUGGUAUGCACUAUGUAUAGUGGUAGCCGAUUUUAUAGCGAAGCGCUCCUAUAUAAGGUUGUAUCAUAAAAAAUUUAAAAAUACUUUCUCAUUUAAAAAUACAAAAUUUUUGAGGAAAUAUUACAAUAAUUUUUUGGAUUGUAUUUUUUUGUCAUGUAUGUUUUUGAUCCCACCCUAUUUAUUUUCACUGAUACGUUUAAUUUAUAUUUUAUAUUGAUGUGUAUAAAUGACCUUGCCAAAGAUUUAGAGUUAAUUGUACAAUGUAAUCUAUUUAAUGAAAUCCUAUUAAGUUUUUAUUUAACUGUACAAUAGUAUAGAAUUAGGCAUGUUGUUGUAUAGUUGUACUUGUAGCGCAAAUACUGUUGCUAUUUUUUGUAUGCGAUCAAUAAAUUAACGUUAUUGCUUCGUUAUUUUUAAUUGUAUGUAUGUGUAUUAUGUCCAUUAUAGAUAUCCAAAUAUUUAACAGUAUAGGGCAUUCACAACUAUAAGGUGUCACAUUAUUUUACCUACUUCGGUAUAGCUUAGAGAGAAUUUGAGACUUAGUCGCAGACCACUCACCACACAGUAUAGAUUUCCUAUGUUAUACAUCAGUGGCCCCUGUCUUCUUUAUAUUGUAAUGAUUGUUAGCCGACUGUACAUAUAACAUACUCGUCGUAACAAUUAGUUAUGUGUUUAAAUUGAUAACCCUCACUUCUGGGAUUCAUUACAAAAAUAAAACUAAACACAAAAUUUUAUGAACGAUGCAGGACUUGAACCCGCGAUCUCUCGCGUUUCGUGUGAGCGCUAUUUCCAACUGAGCCAACCGUUCGAGUGACGUAUCGUUGAUAAAAUCUUGUUUGCUUUGUUCAACUUUCAGGUUAUACUCGUCGUAAUGUUUGUGUGAAGCAGUACACUAUAAAUGACAUGUUCGUUGUAUUGACUUGAUAAUAUAGCUGUCUAUAUAUUUACUAGUGCCAGGCUUCUUUACACAGUAGGUACGCUGGGUACGUGGGUGUCUUAGCAGCGUCGUUUUCUGUCGUCAAUCUGUAAUGUGCAUCCACUCUUGUGUUCCAUUUUAAAGGGAAAAUUAGUUUAAUCCUAGUGAAAUUUUUGGGCUAAUGAUAUUUAACAUCGAAUGUCUCAAAAUGAUGAGCGUAUUUGCUACGCCUAUCACUUUGGGUCUUUCAAGCAUCCUGAGACCACCACCUGGUGCACUUCUUGCUUUUCUUAUCUUUUGAAAUUGAUAAAGCUGUCAUCUCUAUGGGUAAUUAAAAAAAUACGGCUUAAAACGACAGUUGUACUCAUCUCAACCGUAAUUGAUAUUUUGUUUACACUUGGGGGUUCCAAAACGACGAUACGCUUUGAAAAACUAACUUUGUGUUUUCUUUUUUUAAUAUAUAUACGCUCUACAGACGUGUCUUUUUCAUUUGUUAGUAUUAUUUAAAUCGUCGCAUAAACUUUAAGUAGCUAUGUUAAAGUAGUACCUACUGAGGCGGAGAGCUGAAGAACCUUUUUUUUACUUUUGCUGUUUAGCACUGCCUUUUAAUUUGAUGUCUAAGAAAAACUACAUUAAAUGGUAUAUUUCACUGUAAUCACACAACAGUUAAGAAGCAUUUACGGCCGUUUUCAGUACCGUAUCUCUAGUUAUGGAUACAUUGCUGUCACCGUUUAUUGACACAUUGCUGUCACCGUUUAUUGACAAGAUCUUAUCUAUCUACAGUUAUGUCCAAUAUAGUUAUAGUCCAAUGCUUUAUGUCGAUAGGUUAUUGAAAUGUAAGUAAGCGUAAAGGGAUAGAUUUGUCUACCGCUAGUAAGUUAAACUAAGGAUAGAUAGGUUAUUGAAAACGGCCGAUAGUCAACAUGUGACAGACAACAAAUAAUAUUUUGAUGUACAUAGUGAUUGUGACACGAACAAACAUUGCCUAUGCUCUGGUUAACUUCGACAGUGACCUUGUAAAUAAAAUAAAUAUAUUGUGGUUAAUCAACGCUCUCUGUUUGUUUUUAUAUUUAUAUAUGUUUUUAUAUUGCACAUUUGUUUAACUAAGGAUGUAUGAUAUACUUGUAAUAUUAUAUUUUGAACUGACAAUAAAUUAUUCAACUUUUUUUUAGCCCCGCAGUAUCAUGAUGUAGGUAGUGAUACAGAAAUAUUUAAUAAAACUAUUUUAAGUUCCAAAUGCCUGUUAAUGUUUUAUAAUAUUGCGUUAUAAUAUAAGUCUAAGUGUGACAGACAACCACCACAAAUGAUAUCCCCGCGGAUAGCGAAACUAUCUAAGAAAAAAGCGGUUGUAUGAAACGUGCAGUCAUUGAUAGAUUGACAGGUGACGGCUGUAAUCUUUUUAAAAACGGAUCACCUACGUUUUAAGCAACCGUUUGCUUUCAAACUUAGCAGGAUUAUACUUCGUCGCCAUAUUAUUGCAAUUACUAUUUCAAACUUAUGUCAAAUGACUGCACGUUUCAUACCAAACUAAAUUUCAAUUUUUACUGAGGCAGUCUCGCCUCUUAUUACGUAGUAUUUACAUCCUCUUUGGUAGUGAAUAUUAGACAUUCGUUGCUUUACCGCUCGCCCAACUUUAGGUACGCUCUGAAGUUGCACCCCAACUAUUCGCAGCAACGUCGAAGAGACUUUGAAAUUUUUCAAGGGGUAUAGUGUUGUGGAAGAUAUGCUAUAUUAUAUUUAUGAUAUCAUAUCUAGUGCCAAAAACAUUCUUUUACUUUAUGGUUCUGAAUUUUGAUAACAAUUUAGUACCUAGUUUUACUUAGACUCAUAAGGAAACGUUUUAUAUAUAACUACAAAUAACUGGCCUAUACAGCAUGUGUAUUUAUUUUUGAUAAGCAUAAACCGAUGUGUAUAAUAGAAUAAAUUAAUUUCUGCCUUUUGUAAUAGUUUUGUUAAAUAGAAAUUAUUUUGUACAUAAUUAUAUCGCCAAUGCUCAAACAACGUGCACCAAUAAUUUUAAUCGUGGCUUUAUACUGAACGCUCACAAGUACAAGGUAAUGGAAUCAUAUAAUUCUAAAUAAGGAGAUACUAGAAGUGACAUACCUAGUCCAGCCAUAUGUUCUGUUACAAAUGAAAAUGCAUUUUUUUAAAAUAAAGUGAUGUAAUAUUAUUAAAAUUUAUGCCUACAUAUUUAUUAACGUCUCAGCAAAAAAUAAAAAAAUAUUCUAUUCGAAAUGGCCACCUUUAGCUUUUAUACAGGCCUUUAAUCUUUUUGGCCAUGACAUGGAUUUACGCACUGUUUCCAAGGGAAAUUCUGCCACUGCUUGCUCCACAUUUUUUAAGAGAGUCGAUGUCACCGUGUCGUUUAGAGCAGGCCAUUUCCUCUAAAACUGACCAUAAUUUGAAGUCUAAAGGGUUGAGGUCUGGGCUAGUUAAGGCCACUCUUCAACUCUUAUAAAGUCCGGAACGUUGGUUUCAAGCCAAGCUUGGGUAGUUCGUGCCUUGUGACCAGGUGGAGAGUCCUGUUGGGAAGUCUACGGUAUAUUUUUAAAAAGUGUAUUGCUGAGAGGUUUCACAACAUGAUCCAAGACUGUAACUUGAUACACUUUGGCUGAGGUUUUCACUCCUUUUUCACAAAAAUGUAGUUUUGUGACUCCUUGAUAAGACACGCCCCAUCAAACCAUCACUGACGCAGGAUCCAUGACCAUGACCACGUUGUACCUUUCGUGAGCGUACACUUUAUCAUUUUGCUUAUUGUAGUGUUCUUCAAUCGUGAAAAUUUUUUCAUCGGUAAAGAGGAUAUUUCUGUUACUUUCACCUGCGUAUCGCGACAGAAGGCGUUUUGAUCGAUCCACUCUCUUUAAUUGUAUAGAUUGAUUUAGGGCAUGUCCUGAAUAUUGGCGAUAAGCACCGAGCUUCAGCUCUUGUUUUAUAAUACGCGACAGAGUCCUAGCGGGAAUCUUAAUUUCUCGCGAUAAGAUUUUUUGUUGAUUGUACGAUUUACGAACAUACGGCUGAUACCAAGCUUUUGAAGUGUCUGGAAUAUGAUCGACGGCUCCAUACCCACUUUGUGCAAGGCGAUCACUGCAAUAGAUACUAUUUUCUUUAACACUCCAUUCCAUAUUGUUAUUUGAUAGUGAACACGAAAAAAUAUGUGAAAUGGCGCAAAAUCGAAAUAAGUUUUUAAAAUAAUAUAGGUACGUGUUCCAAUUUCAAAAUAAUUGAAAAGUUGAAAAAAAGAAAAGUUUUUAUGUAACGGUAUUUAUGGCCAGACUAGUUUGAUGUGGUAAAAAUGUCGCCUCAGGUGACUUACAGAUCACUACCGAAAUAAGUAGUGAUUUAGUAUUAAUCGGAACGGUGGACGUAAAACAACGGUAAAUAUGGUGUAUUUCAUAACUAUACCAAUCAAAAUAUUGCAUUUCAUUGGUUAUCUUGUUUUAAGUAUACUGAUGUUUUAUUUAAAAAGAAAACAUAUGGGAAUCAUUUUGCACACCACAGCUACACAAGUUAAUAUCAGGACCGUUGCAAGCAAACGUAGCAAUAUAUUGUUAAUAAAUAUAGAUAGUUGUCCCGCAAGGAGUUAGCACAUAUUACACUUCUACUAUCUUCUUUUUGUAUUUUUAUUAAUGGAACCGCAUCGAUAGAAUAAGUCGAUUAUUAAAAUUAAACUUCUGCGGCCUUACAAAUAAAAUUGGCAUAAAGUUUUAUUUUUUUUGGGAUUUUAUGAGCUGGUAACUAAGAGGCAUAAAAUUAUAAUAAAGCAUAAACCAAGAAUAUGUAAAAUGUUUACAAAUAGACAUUUUGCUUACGAAUGGUUUGUUCGGACGUAAAACGUUUCCCGCGUUUAUUUGCAGGGCAGCUUGUCAUUCGGAAAACUUCAGAAUUAUUAUCAUUGUAUUGACAGUGUUGUCAACGAUAUUGUAAACAUUUUGCAUUUUCUUUGUUUAUCAUCAGUUAUAACUUUCUACCGUAAAAUAAAGUGAAGUGAUAAGUAAACUGUGAAAUGAAAAGUAUACAUAUUUAGAUAAUAAGAAAAGACGACUUAAAGGUCUUAGUUACCAGGUCAUAAAAUCCAAAAAAAAAAACUUUAUACCAAGUUUAUUUGUAAGGCCGCUGAUGUUUCAUAUUAUGUAAAGGAAGAAAGCUAUGGUGGCUAUAAUGUAGUAGGUAAAAUACGUAGGCAUAUUAUCACAACGACUGAUUAUAACUUAUUCCUAUUAUUUUCCCCAAAAUUGUGUUUUAUGUGUCAACAAAUUAAAAAUUCAUAUGAAAGUUUUGAUUUAAGCAAAUUUGCCAACAUCAACGUAAGUAGUUGUCUUCCAAAGGAAGCUUAGUACCUGAGUUUCAAAUGAAAAUAAUCAAAACUUAUGUAUAUUAUUGUAAUAUGUAAGCACUUGAUGUAAUUAUUGAAUGUUGUAAAUAAAAUUUACAUAUUUUGUGUAA
Molecule: messenger RNA, 9177 nt
Organism: Leptidea sinapis
Lineage: Eukaryota; Metazoa; Arthropoda; Insecta; Lepidoptera; Pieridae
Exons: 2
Coding region: 301-1806 (501 amino acids)
Biological process (GO): cell surface receptor protein tyrosine kinase signaling pathway
Cellular component (GO): cytoplasm
Source: RefSeq, a predicted model, not a curated record